Messenger RNA from Chrysoperla carnea, 6002 nucleotides. RefSeq lists its product as uncharacterized. Bases 105 to 4172 code for a protein of 1355 amino acids. The transcript is spliced from 7 exons. NCBI's taxonomy places the organism in Eukaryota, Metazoa, Arthropoda, Insecta, Neuroptera, Chrysopidae. The record is from RefSeq and is a predicted model, not a curated record.
AAGACAGAACACAAGUAAAAAAAAAAUUGAGAGUUUAUUAAAAAAACAAUGAGUUAUGUUUGUUACAUUAAUACUUUCUAUACGAAACGUAUCAUUAAUAGUGAAUGGUUGUGAUUGUAUUAGUUAAAGACGAUGUUGAAGAUGGUGCUAUUAGUACACCAGGACAUCAACAACAGCAAACAUCACGAUACAAUAACAAUAAUACAUCAAUUCAAUGGCAAUCAUCAUCCGCCUCUUCCUUGACUCAAACAUCGGCAUCGAGAUUUAAUAAUUAUCCACAACGCCAACAACAACAUAGACCGAAUGUUACGGUCACUUAUAUCAGUUGUGUACGAAUAACACCCUCACAAUUUUGUUCUCAGGUACGACGUGGUGGUGACAACAACGAGGGUGGUGGAACACUUGUUGGUGUUGGUGACGAGGAGACAGGCGAUACAUUUGCUACAACUAAAGAGGAGGAAUGGGUGACGAAGAAGAAGACGGAAGUGACGACGACACGUCAAAUCGAAACACGUGUCAAACGUCAAGUAGUUUUAGAAGAUGGCAAAGUAGUCGAAGAUUCUGGACCGAUUGUAACUACCAAUACAACAGAGGACACCGAAAAGCAAGAACACGAACAAACCGAGCGGCGUACACUAGGUGCAUCAGAUCAAGAUGGCGCCCAGGACGAAGUUGAUGGCGUGAUUAAAAGUGUGAAUAGUGCAAAUGAUAAACAAUUAACAAAUAAAAAUGGGGACGAAUGGCGUGUGAUAAGUGUUAAAGAUGCUCCACAUUUAAAUGGAGCAACAGUUCUUAAGGAAGUGAAAGAACAUCGAGUGUUAUCUAGAGAGGAAACUGAAGAAACCCGUGAAACUGAGGAUAUACAACACCUAGGGGAUAUCACUGACGAGCAAUAUUUGAAUGCUGUACGAAGUGGUAAUGAAGAUAUACGUAAAGCACUAGAACAAAAUCGAAAUACACUAGCCAUUUCAACUGGACCUCGAAUUGUACAUCAAUCAACAAAAACACAUAAAACUGUUGAUACAGAAGACAAAGAGGAAAAAUCUGCAGUACAACCAGAUGGACGUAUAAUUACUGAAACAAAACGCACUACUGAACAUGAUGAAACACGUGAUGAGGAAUUAACAGAUGAAAAUGCAUCCGAUGUUGAUAUUGUAAAUGAGAGUUCACAGCGGCAUCACAAAACAAAAGAUCAAGAGCAUAUUGACUAUAUUGCCGACGGUGUACCAAUUGGAAGAGAGAUGCGUUACACCGCUGAAACAGCAGAAGGAGAAAGAUAUGGUGAUCCUGGUAUGGAUGAACCCGACUGGGAUAGUUUAUCGACGCGAAUAAGGAAGGCACGUCGACAACAAACUUCUGCUAGUCGUAAUCAAUUAUUCAAACAACGCGGUCUAGAUGCACCCAAUUCACCAAUUGGAUCACCCUUAGACCGUAAAGAUGCAUUAACAAAACGACCGAUCGACUUCGAUCAAGAAGAAGAAACUCGAAAAGAAGAAACAUCAAAAUGGCUAGAGCAUCAUUUUGGUUCCGAUUCACGAUCCUCUCGAGAUUCACUGAAUGAAAUUGACACGCCAAAUACCGGACCAACAACUAGUUAUUUUAAUGUGACCAUAAAAUCAAAACCAACAGUAAAAACACAAAGUAAUCCUCCACCACCAAUAACCCCAACCACCUUUAUUACGUCGAGUCUAUCUCCUAAACCGUAUACACCACCAACACCCGAACAAAACGAAUCAAAAUGGACCGAAUGGACUGAAAAACGUUACGAAGAUCAUCAUCAACAAAAAUCGGUUAAAGAUCGCCAUAAUAUUUAUCGUACAAAAAAUCAUUAUGGCAGCGCGGAUGAAUUAGAAAGUGAUUCGCCCAAAUUUUAUAACGGUGAUUCGAAGCGAAUGAACGGUCAUGAAUCACCAUAUCCACAAGGGCGGAAUGACGAAAUCCCUGAACGCGAUAUUCAUUUUAAACCAAUAGUAGAUGAUCAACAUCAAAGAUCGUACAAGUAUAAAGAACGAGAGGAGUUUCGACGAUAUCCAGCUGGAGAUGAAACACCUCCGACAGUUCCUCAACGUAGACGCCAAAUGGAACGUAAACAGCGUAGUUCGGAAGAUAGUCAUUACGAUAGUGGUUAUCGAAGUCAUUCACGGAAUGAAAUGUCGUAUUUAUCCCGUGAUAGUAAAGAAGAAUUACCUUUUGAAGAACCACCACCAGAUUAUUCCCCACCUCCUCGUGUUACACCCAGUUCGUCACCAUCACCACCUUUACACCAUCUUGGUGGUGUCAAAGAUAAAAAGUUAUAUCAACGAACACGUUUUGCCGCGGAUAUACCACCACCUACAUCAAGUUCGUCAACAUCACCACAUCAAAAAUCAAAAAAUCCUAGUGGAAAUAUUAUCGGACAAAGUAUACGGAAAUUAGUUGGAAAAAUUCGUUCUGCUAGUGCGGAACGCAAAGCAAAACAAAAAGCAAAACGUCACAUGUCACGAUCACCAUCGCCACAUCAAAACUCAACAUCAACAUAUCAACAAUUCAAUGUUAUUGACAAUAAUAUUCCGCCACCUGUUGGUCUUAAUGAAUCCCACCAACAAAGAAAUUCAUCACGUCAUUAUAAUGAAGUAGGCGGUGCCAUAAAUGAUAAACCAGUUUCCACUACGUUGUAUCAAAAACAAAAAUCAAAUUUGUCCUCCAGUAAUAGUAGUAAUCGACAUCAGUUAUCAGAUCAAAGUAUGGCUGAGAAUCGGAAGCAUCUCAAUAAUGUGCGUAAUGGUGUUCCGUCACGUGGUAAUAGUGCAUCUCCUAGUGUUGUACAACGUUAUUAUUUAGGUGAAGAUCCAUUUGGUGGUAGUAUUUAUGGUAGAGAAAAUAAAUAUGAUGGUGUGAAACCGGCACGAUCGUCAAGAAAAUAUAACAAUUAUCCUAAUCGAUCACAUGAAAAUGGUUAUUAUAGGCGCGAAAGUCCAUCGGAAGAUGAAAUUUCACGAGUACAUAGUAGCACCUUAGGCCGUUUAAGUAAAUCCACAAGUCGUCUUGCACCAAAUGAAGAUAUAAUUGAUUAUAGCCGGAACGUUCAAACAUUGCCACGGAACAUUCACCAAUAUAAUAGUUCAUCCACUUAUAAAACAAAUACUUUAUCACAUUCGCCACCGACAAGACUGUCCAAAACCAAUAACAAUGCUAAUAAUAGUACAAUAAAUGUAUCAAUCAUAAAUACAGUGUCUCCACCGGGCUCAACAAUAUCCGCAAAUCGUCCAUUAGUGAACGGUGGUCCUGCAAAACCGGCUCGUACCUACAAAUCAACAUUAAACAGGAGUAAAAGUUUCAAUGUCCAUGGAGGAGUUGGAGCACCAAAUGUUGAUUCCGGACCCGCAAGUAUGUUGAACCUACAACGAAAUAAUAUGUCGACUAUAUAUAAAAGUAAUCCACAUUUACAUCGACUUGAUGAGAAUCCACUACAAUUAAAAAGUCCUGGCAUCGUGUCCAGUAUAAGUCGAAGUCAACGUGAUAUAAACGAGGCCAUAAUUGAAGAAGAUCGAAAAGAUAAUAUGACAUACACACCAAAUCGAUUUUCUAGGAAUAAUAAUUAUGUUGAUGAUAAGAAAAAAAUCUUUAUGAAAGGUUUAGCUGACACUGCCCCAGAAUUAUUUAAAACUUUGCACGCAAACGAAGAAGAACAAAAAACUUAUUAUACGAGUAAUGGUAAUGCACCAAAACGAAUCGAACAUUAUCGAACAAUAUCCCCGAAAGUAACCGAUAAUUAUCGUAAUAAUUUUAUAAAUACAUCAUCGACAACAAUACGAAACGAUAGUGGUUAUAUUUCACCAAUAUCGAAAAUUGAAAGUAAUUAUCCCGUGAAACAUUCUACAUUACGGCGUGGUAGUAACGGAUCAGAUAAUUAUUCUGAAACGUACCAUAUAACAUCUAAAUCAGAUGAUCCAAAUCAUCCGAGUGUCACGGAUACAGUGAAAAGUUUUACCAAAAAAACUGUACCAUCAAAAGAUGGUAAAUCAUUAGAAACAAUUGAAUCCACUGAAACGAAAACGAUUACGAAAAGUCGAUUUCGUGGUAAUGAACCAAAUUUAAAAUAUAUUGAAAAUGGUCAUAAUAAAUUAGGACAUACGACUUCACAUAAUGGUGGGGUCGUUAUUGAAGUCAGGAAUAAUAAUUAUAGAAAAUAAAUUUUUGUUAUUUUUGAUUUAUUUUUUCUCAAAACGGAUAGAAUCACCAAUUUAGUAGUAAUUAUUUAAUACUUAUCGAAUAUUAUUUCGAAUUAUUAACAAUUCAAAUCUUUAUAUUUAACCCGGUUACUUCAGUGAAAUCAUGAACAGGAUAACGAAAGUUCGUUUAAUUAGCCACAGGACGUAUUUUACCAAAAGACGCCUCAAUACUGGAAUUAUCAGUAUGUAAAAACAUCAUAAUUAAGUGCUUUUUAAUAAGCCAUGGGCUUGUUUAGCAGACACAAAUGUGUCAGCGUGUUCAACGAUCAACCAAUAAAGAAUGUGGUUAAAAGCAAGUUAUCGUUUAUAAUCAUUAAGGAAGAAUCUAUUAACUUCGUGGCAUAAUUCCAUCCUUUUUGAAACCCUUCUCCGAUGCAGCCAACCGUAACUUUUACUAUGCUGUUCUCCCCUACGGGUGGAAUGUAAUUUUUUUAUUAUCAAGUCAAGAAACCAUUUUGUAUUAUCUGAAACACUCGAAUUGUCGCAUUGUAAGAUUAUGGCGUUCAUAAAAUAUAAAAGUACCCAAAGUUUGAAUUUAAAUAUCCAUAUACAGCAAAUUAAACUGGAAAUUAUUUUCAUUGUGCCAAAAAAAGUAUACCAAGUACGUAGGUUGAUUUUAUAGCCACCCUACACUGACGCAGCUCAGGAUAGCUUUUGAACUUACCCCCUUCCUCCCUAGAUCGGGCCACGUGGUUUAUAAAUGCUCCCUAAGUAGUUAUUUUAUUUUAUGCAGUAAAUAGUUUCUCAAUAAAUCGCCACAUUAUUCUCCGAGCGUGACUGAAUGAUUUCAAUUACAAAUAAUGACACCACUCACUUAACAGCAGAACAAAUUAUGAGGUUCCAUCCUCAUAAGCUGCUACGACAAUCAAAAAUAAGAAAUAUAUAUAUUUUUCGGCGAAUCGUUUCAGUAAAUAGAUGCCUACGUACUCACGUAAAUACUAAAAUAAAUUUAUUGACGGAUUACCAAAACAGUUGUGUUAAAAACCGAAAAAUGAAUUUUUUCGAGAUUACAUUAGCUUCUCUUACUUGAAACAGUCAGUAAACUAACAUAGACGCAGGAUCAAUCCCGUUGAUCUACUGAACUUAAAGUGAAGUUUAUGAACAAAAGUUUCAAAUAUUUUUGACGUUUUUGGAAUUUUAACCUCAUGUUAGUGUCUUGCUAAAUAUUGUAAAAUGUUCACAUAAACAUGAACCGAACAAUUAUAAACCAUGACUAUAGUGAACGAAUAAUUCUGGUAUAAUUCACUAUUACAUUUGACCCGAACUAGCAAAGUGCAUGCUGUAAGAUCCCAUGUUAGUUGCAUUCGUAUUUAAAAUUUCUUAAUUACCGUUUGAAUUCUCUGGGUGGAGCAUAGAAAACUUUUUAUUAAAUACAUGAAUUAAGCUUUGCCGAAAUUCGCCUAGAUAUUUUUAAUAAAAACAGCAACAACCUAUCCACAUACUCGGAACUUCUUAUCGGGAUCUUUGACCGGGUAAAAGUGCUCUUCGAGAUGUUUAAAACAAAAGGGCAUCUUCUUCAACUUUAGAAAAUUUAAAAUGUUUAGAAAAUAUUGAAAAAUUGGUGCUAUUACAAAACAUAAUAUUUAUAACAAAUAUGAUAUAAAAUAUUAUUUAAUCAAAAAUAAAAACAGGAUGGACGCAGGGAGGUGUGCGAUAUGGAAAACUCGUAAACUACAUAAAAUAGUGUUUAAGAAAGUUAAGAACUGAAGAAAAUUAUUGUGUCUUCAAGUAAAUUGUUUUCUUUUUAAGUCAAUAAUUUAGUAAAUUGUAUUGGAAAUCAGACGUGGUGCA